Molecule: messenger RNA, 6245 nt
Organism: Carlito syrichta (Philippine tarsier)
Lineage: Eukaryota; Metazoa; Chordata; Mammalia; Primates; Tarsiidae
Gene: TECPR2
Product: tectonin beta-propeller repeat containing 2
Exons: 20
Coding region: 276-4529 (1417 amino acids)
Molecular function (GO): protein binding
Source: RefSeq, a predicted model, not a curated record
UGCGUCACUUCCGCCCCGCCCGCUGCCACUUGUGGCUCGGCCGCUCUAGCCCCCGGCGGAGCCAGCAGCUGCUCUCAGGUGCCGGUGCCGUUGCCGGCCCCGUUGCCGAGGGAACGGGCUCCCGGCAGCCCCCGCGGCCUGGAGUCCGUCUCCGCCUCCUCCGGCCCGGCGGGGCCGACAAGUCCGGUGGGGCUGCCGCGGGAGCCCCCAGGUUCCCUAGAUGACAAGCAAACAUUCCUCUUCCCACCUGAAGAUAACCUGUGGAGACCUUGGUCAUGGCAUCGAUAUCAGAGCCUGUCACCUUCAGAGAGUUCUGCCCCUUGUACUAUCUCCUCAAUGCCAUUCCCACGAAGAUCCAGAAGGGUUUCCGCUCUCUCGUGGUCUACCUCACGGCCCUCGACACCAACGGGGACUACAUUGCAGUGGGCAGCAGCAUCGGCAUGCUCUAUCUGUACUGCCGGCACCUUAACCAGAUGAGGAAGUACAACUUUGAGGGGAAAACAGAAUCCAUCACUGUGGUGAAGCUGCUGAGCUGCUUUGAUGACCUGGUGGCAGCAGGCACCGCCUCUGGCAGGGUUGCCGUCUUUCAGCUUGUAUCUUCACUGCCAGGGAGAAAUAAACAGCUUCGGAGAUUUGAUGUCACUGGUAUUCACAAAAAUAGCAUUACAGCUCUGGCUUGGAGCCCCAAUGGAAUGAAAUUGUUCUCUGGAGAUGACAAAGGGAAAAUCGUUUAUUCUUCUCUGGAUCUAGACCAGGGUGUCUGUAACUCCCACUUGGUGUUGGAGGAGCCGUCUUCCAUUGUGCAGCUGGAUUAUAGCCAGAAAGUGCUGCUUGUCUCUACUUUGCAAAGAAGUCUGCUUUUUUACACUGAGGAAAGGUCUGUCAAGCAAAUUGGAACACAACCAAGGAAAAGUACUGGGAAAUUUGGUGCUUGUUUUAUACCAGGACUCUGUAAGCAAAGUGACCUAACCUUGUAUGCAUCCCGGCCUGGGCUGCGGCUAUGGAAGGCCGACGUCCAUGGGACUGUUCAAGCCACAUUUAUCUUAAAAGAUGUUUUUGCUGGAGGAGUGAAGUCUUUCGAACUAUACCCACGCUUAGAAUCCUCUGACGGGGGCAGUUGCAGCUUACCUGAGAAGCACCUGGGACUGGUAUCCUGUUUCUUUCAAGAAGGUUGGGUGUUGAGUUGGAAUGAAUACAGUAUCUAUCUUCUAGACACCAUCAACCAGGCCACAAUUGCUGGUUUGGAAGGAUCAGGUGAUAUUGUGUCUGUCUCCUGCACAGAAAAUGAGAUAUUUUUCAUAAAGGGAGAUAGGAACAUUAUAAGAAUUUCAAGCAGACCUGAAGGACUAGCAUCAAUAGUGAGAGAUGGUCUGGAGGUAUCAGGAUGCGCAGAGCGAGUCCACGUGCAGCGAGUGGAGAAGCCGCCAGGGGCCGCAGUUUCUGAGACAAGGCUCAGAGGCUCUUCCGUGGCCAGCUCUGUGGCCAGCGAGCCGAGGAGCAGGAGCAGCUCACUCAACUCCACCGAUAGCAGCUCCGGGCUACUGCCGCCCGGGCUCCAGGCCACCCCUGAGCUAAGCCAGAGCAGCCAGCCCUCCUCACAGAGAUUCAGUGUUAUCAGCUCAGAAGACUUCGACCAGGAGCUUGUUGUGAAACCUAUCAAAGUGAAAAAGAAGAGGAAGAAGAAAAAGACAGAAGGCGGAAGCAGAAACCCUGGUCACAGCUCCCUCGAGUCAACUCCGUGCUCUGAGUUUGCUGGCGAGAGUCCCCAGUCCUUGAGCACAGACCUGCUGUCCGUGGCCUCAAGUGUCCUGGGGGGUAGUGUGGGUCAGCUGAGCACAGAGUCUCCGGAGCCGGGAAACCACCUGAGUGGUGAGAUGAGUGGUGACUUGCAGGAAGACACUGACCCUGAAACGUUUAGUGUCCUGGAGGUGCCUGCAUCAGCUCCACAUUUCCUGGACGAGGAGAGUGACUUUAGAACCGAAAUUCCACACUGCAGCCAUGCGUGCGAGCUGGAGCCACUCAACAGAGGGUUGACUUUACCCUUGCUCCCGAGGGACGAUGAGGAAGGCAGUGAUGUCACAGCACUCGAAGAGGAGCCUUUUCUGGCAGGUGAUGAGCCCCAUAGCAGACGGUUACCCUUCCAAGAACAGGACAGGUCUGCUGAGGUACAAGAGGGGGAGGAUGUGGAACCUGAUGACCCCCACUGCGCUCUUUCUGAAGCCCCCCUCCUGAACUCACUCCUGGUGCCUUCCAGCCGCAGCUGGGCCCCGAGUACUGGGCAGCGGCUGCCUGGGCCCAGAGCUGACGAAGGCCACACUGAGGAGUCUGGCAAAGAGCAUGGCAUCUUGACUGACGUGGGGGCUCCCGACCAUCUCAGCUCAAAUCCUGAGCAUGCUGUCACUGAUGUUGACACAGAUCAGAGAGAAGCAUCUGCUUCUGAAUGUGACUUGGGAAAUGUGACAGAACGGUUGACUCCAGUCUCUACCUUGGCAGCCAGCACUCACAAGCCUUGGCUCGAGCAACCUUCACGGGAUCAGGUAUUGACAUCCAGCGACGAGGAGGACAUCUACGCCCACGGGCUUCCUUCUUCAUCCUCAGAAACGAGUGUGACAGAGCUUGGAGCUAGUCGCUCCCUGCAGGACCUGAGCCAGCCAGGUGCAGAUGACACCGGGCUGCUCAAGUCAGAUCAGUUUGCAGAAAGCUGGAUGGGCUACUCGGGUCCCGGCUAUGGCAUCCUCAGCUUGGUGGUUUCCGAGAAGUACAUCUGGUGUCUGGACUACAAAGGUGGCCUGUUCUGCAGUGCAUUGCCGGGUGCCGGGCUGCGCUGGCAGAAGUUUGAAGACACCGUCCAGCAGGUGGCAGUCUCACCUUCAGGAGCUCUUCUCUGGAAGAUUGAACAGAAAUCUAAUCGAGCUUUUGCCUGUGGAAAGGUCACCAUCAAGGGGAAGCGGCACUGGUAUGAAGCCCUGCCCCAGGCGGUGUUUGUGGCCCUGAGUGAUGACACAGCCUGGAUCAUCAGGACAAGUGGGGAUCUGUACCUCCAGACAGGGCUCAGCGUGGACCGCCCCUGUGCCAGAGCCGUAAAGGUCGACUGUCCCUACCCGCUGUCCCAGAUCACAGCCCGGAACAGCGUGGUGUGGGCGCUGACGGAGCAGAGGGCCCUCCUAUACCGGGAGGGCGUGAGUAGCUUCUGUCCUGAAGGGGAGCAGUGGAAGUGUGACAUCGUCAGUGAAAGGCAAGCUUUAGAGCCUGUCUGUAUAACUCUCGGGGAUCAGCAGACCCUUUGGGCCCUGGAUAUCCACGGAAACCUGUGGUUCAGAACUGGUGUGGUUUCCAAGAAGCCCCAAGGAGAUGAUGACCACUGGUGGCAAGUGAGCAUCACAGACUAUGUGGUGUUCGACCAGUGCAGCUUAUUCCAGACCAUAAUCCACGCCACACACUCGGUGGCCACAGCAGCCCAAGCACCUGUGGAAAAGGUGGCGGAUAAACUACGCAUGGCGUUUUGGUCUCAGCAGCUCCAGUGCCAGCCGAGCCUUCUAGGGGUCAAUAACAGCGGCGUCUGGAUCUCCUCGGGCAAGAAUGAAUUCCACGUUGCCAAAGGAAGUCUCAUCGGCACUUACUGGAAUAAUGUUGUUCCCCGUGGGACAGCUUCUGCUACAAAAUGGGCCUUUGUGUUGGCUUCUGCUGCUCCCACAAAGGAAGGAAGCGUCUUGUGGCUGUGCCAGAGCAGCAAGGACCUGUACUGCGUCAGUGCCCAAAGUGCGCAGUCCCGCCCAUCCACAGUGCAGCUGCCGCCUGAUGCUGAGAUGAGGGCCUACGCCGCCUGCCAGGAUGCGCUGUGGGCUGUGGACGGCCUUGGCCAGGUGUUCAUCAGGACGCUGUCUAAGAGCUGCCCCACAGGAAUGCACUGGACCAGGCUGGACCUCUCCCAGCUAGGAGCUGUAAAACUGACAAGCUUGGCAUGUGGAAAUCAGCACAUCUGGGCCUGUGAUUCCAGGGGUGGAGUUUACUUCCGUGUAGGAACUCAGCCUCUCAAUCCCAGUCUCAUGCUUCCAGCCUGGAUAAUGAUUGAGCCACCUGUCCAGCCCGCUGGGGUCAGCCUGGUUAGCGUCCAUUCCAGCCCCAACGACCAGAUGCUGUGGGCGCUCGACAGCAGGUGGAACGUGCACGUGCGGGCCGGAAUCACCGAGGAGAUGCCCGUGGGGACCGACUGGGAGCACGUGCCAGGGUUACAGGCCUGCCAGCUGGCGCUGAGCACCAGGACCGUGUGGGCCCGCUGUCCAAAUGGAGACCUCGCCCGGCGGUAUGGCAUCACAGACAAAAACCCUGCUGGAGACUACUGGAAGAAAAUCCCCGGAAGCGUGUUGUGUGUCACAGUGACCUCGGCGGAUGAACUGUGGGCAGUGGGGCCCCCUGGCUACCUCCUCCAGCGGCUGACCAAGACGUUCAGCCACUCGCGUGGUACCCAGAAGAGUCAGGCCACCACACCCCACCGCGAGGACCUGGAAGAUGAGUGGGAGGUCAUCUGAAGGAGCCCUGGGCAGUCACCCAGGAGGGCCAGGCGUUUGUGGUGGACACAGUGGGUUUCUGAAUCGCUCUCUGGUGAACACGCCGCAUCCACCCUUGUCCUGACACCUCUGGCCAGGUUGGACACUGCACACCUGCUUUCAUCCGUGUUUGUUUCUGUCUCGUUCCAGAACCCACAGCCUCUGCAAAGGCUGGAGCUCUUGCUGCGGCAGCAGCGCCACUGAGCCCUGGCCAAGGUUGUCUCUGAGGGCUGUGGCUGCUCCCUCGUUGCAUGCACUACCAUCACCCGUGUGCCGCAGUCCUGUUCUCACCACAAGCAUCUCCCGGGCCCGGUGGUGGGAGACGCCUCGGGAGGCCUCCCAUGGGCAGGGUGAGUCAGAACCGGGAGCAGGGAACAUACGAAGCCCCGCCGGCAGCCAGGUUGGCACAGGGACUGUUUCCACAUUAGCAGCCCCGGGGCCGGAUAGAGCGGAAGGCCGGCACUCUGUAGCGGAUGGAUGUGCCCAACAGCAUCUCCAUCAUGGCCCCAGAAACAAGGGCCCAGAGCAUGCUUCAUGGCAGACGCCCCAGAUGGGGAACAGGGCUGGGCUUGAAGGGGGCCUGGGCAUUGCCGGGACGGAGAGCACACGUACAAAUGUACACAUGCACACUUGCCACACCUCGCUGCCCGCCUCCCGGACCACACACACAGCCGAAACAAUAAAGGCCGAUGAUGCAGAGGGACAUGGACAUGUGCACGUGUGUCCUGGGCACGGCGGCCUGGGAGGUGCUGCGGGCGUGGGGAGUGGCCAUAGCAGCUCCUGCAGGACAUCUGUGGAAUGCUGUGGGACCAGUGCUGCCAGUGGACGUCCUGAGCCAGGCGUGUCCUCAGAGGAUGAGCCUAGUAAUUAUUGCCUUUUUUGUUUGUUGUAUUACAAACUGCCUAAGAUACCUCAUUUGAAAUCAAACCUUACAAGUGUAGAAGAGAAGUGUACUUUCUGAACGGCAGAAGGCCUUUGUUCCUUCCGGGGGUUGGCCUGAGCCUGUACUACCCUCGCCUGCAGCUCCAGAAGGUGGGCAUCCCCGGCAUGUCCUGGCUGCACGGUCCCAGGAGCAGCCGCUGGCUCCACAGGCUCUAGAUCGACACCCAGUGGGUUGAAGCAGGUGCCUGCGUGGACAGCUGCUGCGGCCUAUUGGACAGUGGGCAGUGCCCGCCCUUCUGUGGCAGUUCGGGACGAGGCUGCCCCGCCCACCCUGCCCUGAGCCUCUGUCUUCCUGGGGCAACUCCAGCAGCCUUCAAUCAGCUGCUUGCCCUACCCUGCCCCGGGCCCAGGCCCGGGCUCAGUGUCAGGGGUCCCAGGCCACAGGUGGAGAACGAUCAAGUGUGUUCUCUGACAGGACCCAGCCAGCCAUGAAGACGGAGGCUUUCCAGGUCUCAGUGACGAUGAGACACUGACUUCCCAGAUCCUCCUUCACACUCCACUUUUCUAGAACCGUUUUGUAAAGCUGGUGACAGCAGAGGCUGCCCCAGGCCGGGUGUCCUCUCCUGUGUCUGUUGUGCCUUGCCCGGGCCCUCACGAUGGCAGAGCUCUCCUCAACCCACGGGACUUUAGUGCAAUUGAACCCAUCUAGUUGGUACUUUUAAACUACGUAUUGCUUCAGUGCUUUGUACAGUUUUCUUUCUGGUUUUAACUUUUAGUUGUGCUUUGAGACAGUGCAAUAAACUAGACUUUUCCAAA